Messenger RNA from Oryctolagus cuniculus (rabbit), 939 nucleotides. RefSeq names its product olfactory receptor 2B11. Gene Ontology annotation, cellular component: membrane. The record is from RefSeq and is a predicted model, not a curated record. Gene Ontology annotation, biological process: G protein-coupled receptor signaling pathway. NCBI's taxonomy places the organism in Eukaryota, Metazoa, Chordata, Mammalia, Lagomorpha, Leporidae. Gene Ontology annotation, molecular function: olfactory receptor activity; G protein-coupled receptor activity.
AUGGCACUGAUUAAUGAAAGCCACCCUAAGGAGUUCAUUCUACUCGGCUUUGCUAACCAUCCAUGGGUACAGCUUCCUCUCUUCAUUGUUCUCCUCAUAACAUACCCCAUGGCCCUGCUGGGAAACAUUGCCAUCAUUCUGGUGUCCAAGAUAGACCCCCGUCUCCACAGCCCCAUGUAUUUCUUCCUCACCAACCUCUCCUUUCUGGACAUGUGUUACACCACAAGCAUUGUCCCUCAGAUGCUGUUUAACCUGGGAAGCUCCAAGAAGACCAUCAGCUACAUGGGGUGUGCAAUUCAGUUGUAUGCCUUCAGCAUAAUGGGGGGCACAGAGUGUCUGCUCUUGGCACUUAUGUCCUUUGACCGCUAUGUGGCCAUCUGCAGACCCCUGCACUACCCGCUCAUCAUGAAUCAGCGCAUUUGCAUCCUGUUAGCGUCUGUGGUCUGGCUGGGUGGAAUGGCCUAUGCCUUCUCAGAAGCGACCAUCACACUACAGUUGCCAUUGUGUGGUAUCAAUACACUGGAUCACUUGCUGUGUGAGAUUCCGGUUCUGAUAAAGACUGCCUGUGGUGAAAAGGGGGCUAAUGAGCUCACACUCUCUGUGGUGUGCAUUUUCAUGUUAGCUGUCCCUCUGUGUUUAAUUCUUGCUUCCUAUGCUAGUAUCGGACGUGCUGUAUUUAAGAUUAAAUCUUCUGAAGGAAGGAAAAAAGCUUUUGGGACAUGUUCUUCUCAUCUCAUUGUAGUUUUCUUAUUUUAUGGCCCAGCCAUUAGCAUGUACAUUCAGCCCCCCUCCACCAUCUCAAAGGACCAGCCCAAGUUCAUGGCUCUCUUCUAUGGAGUGGUGACUCCUACACUCAACCCUUUUAUCUACACUCUGAGGAAUAAGGAUGUAAAAGGGGCAAUAUGUAACCUGAUAAGGAGUAUUUUUCGUUCCAAGUGA